AUGCGUGCAAGUUCGAUUAAUAUUCAUCCCAAUGCAACAUGGUCAACGAAUGGUAUCACUGUUGCUGGAGGAAAUGGACGAGGCAAUGAAACCAAUCAACUCUAUUCGCCAUAUGGUUUGUACGUCGACGAUGAUCAAACGAUUUAUGUCGCUGAUUAUUGGAAUCAUCGUAUUGUGGAAUGGAAAUCCGGUGCAACGAAUGGAAAAGUAGUUGCUGGUGGAAAUGAAGAAGGGAAUGGAGCUCAUCAGUUAAACUGCCCAAUAGAUGUGAUUAUUGACAAAGAGAGCGACAGUCUCAUCAUCAGUGAUAGAGGGAAUAGAAGAGUAGUUCGAUGGCCUCGUCAAAAUGGUACUCGUGGAGAAACAAUUAUUUCAAAUAUCGAUUGCAUCGGUUUGACAAUGGACGAGAAUGGAUUUCUCUAUGUCGUUGACAAUGAAAAACAUGAAGUGAGACGAUAUAAAAUUGGUGAUACUAAAGGAACAGUGGUUGCAGGUGGCAAUGGAAAAGGAAAUCGUCUCGAUCAACUCUCUGAUCCCACCUACGUAUUUGUCGAUCUAGAUCAUCCAGUUUAUGUGUCUGAUAAUGAAAAUCAUCGUGUAAUGAAAUGGGAAGAAGGUGCAACACAAGGCAUUAUCGUCGCCGGUGGUCAAGGAGAAGGAAAUAGUCUUAUACAAUUGUAUUAUCCUGAUGGAGUCGUUGUCGAUCAAUUGGGUACUGUCUAUGUGACUGAUUCUGGGAAUGAUAGAAUCAUGCGUUGGCCAAAAGGAGCCACACAGGGAAGUGUCAUUGUUGGUGGAAACGGUGAAGGAGCACAAUCGAAUCAACUCGAUUAUCCCAUAGGCUUAUCACCCGGAUCCGGACCCGGACCCGGUCAAAAUAAAAUUUUUGGACCCGGACCCGGACCCGGCCAAAUUGGUACACGUCUUUUAUUAAUUCGUGAAAAUUAUGAUAUUAUUUUAUAUGAUGCUCAACAAAAGCACUCAUUAACAAAAGUUCGACCAAAAUUAGAUGGUAAAGAUUGUUGGGAAAAAUUAACUUUUAUUUAUUUACAAGAUCAAAUUCCAAUGCUAUUAGGAGAUGUUGAAAAAUGCAUUAAACUUCUUAGACAAUGA
This is a messenger RNA of Rotaria sp. Silwood1, 1113 nucleotides long. NCBI's taxonomy places the organism in Eukaryota, Metazoa, Rotifera, Eurotatoria, Philodinida, Philodinidae. The record is from the annotation of a GenBank genome assembly.